Molecule: messenger RNA, 2887 nt
Organism: Caenorhabditis auriculariae
Lineage: Eukaryota; Metazoa; Nematoda; Chromadorea; Rhabditida; Rhabditidae
Source: the annotation of a GenBank genome assembly
AUGUAUCGGAUAACGAUUCUACUAGUAGCGGUCGUCCACGAGGCCAGCGCCACUUUCGGUAUGAGAAUUUUUUUUUUGUUACAUGCUCCUUUAAUAAGCUGUUUCUUGGAAUUUAAUUGAGCUCUGAAUCCUGGAAAAACAAAUCGAAUUGAGACUUGUUUUAAAUCUCUGACGAUUUUCAUCAGUCGAAAUAUCGAAAUUUCAUGAAAUAUCCAUUUUCUCGUCAUGACACAUAGCUUAAAGGCGCAUAGCUCUUCAGAGGGCUUUGAAUAAAGUUACGAUUUUUAUCUUUUUUUUUUUGCUUCAAGACCCUCCAAAAGAAACUUGGCAUUUCCUGAUCUCUUUGUUUAGACUUCAGCUUAUAGGGUGAUUCCGAAAAAAGUCAGCAAAUUCUGAAAAUUUUGAAAAGUCUCUUCAAGCUCGAAUAGGCUAGCAAGGCUUGAAUAUCUUUAAUCAGGCUCACAAGUUCUGAAACCUUGCUUAAGCCCAAAAAUACCAAUUCCAGGCGGCUGCUGCUCAAUGGGCCCUCCACCCUGUCCACCGCCACCGAUGUGCUCUCCGCCACCGCUUCCAUGUCCUCCACCGCCGAUCUGUCCUCCUCAGUUCUGUCCGCCUCCUCCGCCAUGUCCCCCACCACUUCCACCACCGCCUCCACCAUUGUGUCCCCCUCCGCCGCCGCCACCGGCUCCGGUCAUGAUCCCGUGCCAGAGUUACGCGCCGGCGCCCGUCUUCCAGCAGUACGUCGCUCAGCCGGCUAAUGACUGCUGCUGCCGGUGCGGAACUCCUUGUCAGUACCGCGCUCGCCACAGGACUCAUGGAUCCAAGGUGAGCUGAGGGGCUGGAGCUCGGAGAAGGGGGACUUUCAUUUUCUUUUGAAGAUACUUUUUUGGAUUCGGAGUUCUUGAUUCAGAGAAUCCAAUUUUUAUAGCCCAUUCCACGCCAACCUGUCACUUUUUUAUCUGCCAAAAAGAGGCUAUGCCAAAUUGGAUCGAAUUUGACCUCACUUCAAGACUUAUCUCGGACGCUUUCUGAGCAACUCUAGGGAUCACUUAAGGGUACUGACGCUACUAAAGUGGUCACUAGAAUUGCUCCAACACCGAAGCAGGAAACUUGAAAACUCUCAAAGUUAAUACUAGACUCAUUUUUUAUACGAAUCAAUUAGAGAUCCUUUUUUGGGGUGAAGCUAAACAUGAUCAUUAAUAUGAAAAAUGCAAGUUCUAAUGAACUCGUUGAACUCGAUGGUUUGCAGCUGUUCCAAACGGAAUCCUUGGAGGAGGAGGACCCGACUUGCAACAGCCGGAAGCUCAAGCGCGUCAUGGAGCAGGUCUGUUGAAGGGAAAAAAGAAUCAUUGAAGUCAAAGUACUGGCCGAAAAAGAUACUGAAAAAGAUUCCCCGUUUCUAGAUCCGUAUAAACUUUACCUUUGCUUCUUUAUACAGUUCAGCAAACAAACGAAUUAGUUGGAUUUUUUGAUUGAACUUUUCGCAAAAAGAAUUCUCGAGAAAUGAUCGACCUUGUCAACAAAUUGUCCUUUUUGAACACGCCUUAUCGAUAGCUAUUGUUGCCAAUCAGUGUAAAAAACAUUGCUAGUUUCUCGGGAAAUCGUUACAAUUUCGAGAAGGUCACGAGAAAAAUUGUCUCAAAAACAAGAAAAUCUUUUUCUUGACUGAACUUCUGAGAAACAUGGAUGGAAAUUCUGAUUUCAGAACAAGUUAUUUUUUUUCAAAUCCUGUUUUUUAGUCAAGUUAUAACACUUGGAAAGCUUUGAAUAACCGAUUUUCUCCGUAAUUUGUGCAGUUUGAAAGCUUGAAAGCGUCAUGAUUCGACUAUUGAGAGGAUUUCUAGUGGCCCCUUUAGGGUUUUGACCUUUUAGGGGUUUUUUCCAAUGUAAUGCCAGGUUCAAAGUUUUUUCUGCAGAAUUUGAAACUAUCUCUGCUUCUCCAGAAUUUAGUUAUCUUCUUUCUCUGACGUCUUUUUUGGAAUCACUUUGAUCUCGGCAUGAAAAAGUCGCGAAUAUUCUUCUAUUUCUGGAAUUAAUAAGUCCUGAAGUUCACUUAACUCAAGAUUUAUCAUGAUUUCAACCAGGGCUUAAAAAUUUUUUUCGGAUAUCCUUCGAAGUAGAAACCGGUAAAUUCGAGGUUUCUUUCCGUUUUUUUUCUCCGCUCAACUUAGCCAAAAAUUGUUGCCCUUUUUUCCGCUGUAAACCGAAUCGCUGAGAAGAUGAAGAACGGAACUGGAAAUGCGGCGAUUUUUGGUCUUUUACGAAACUUUCUGCUAUUUUUACGGCUGGAAAAAAGAUAGUGGUGACGGAAAAAUGGGAUUAGAAGCUUUGAAAAAAACUAUGGGUUUUGUAACUUUUAGAAGAAUUUAGAUGAUCUAAAAAGCUGAAAAAAAUACCUGAUUUUUUUAGCCUUGCGAAAUUUUUUUCAAAAAAAGGUUUUGGAAUUGUAUUUCUCAGAAUUUGCCCUUUUCAAAUCUUUCAGAAAAUGUUCAACCUAAUUUUAAGCUUCAAGCUUCAUUUCAACUAUAAAAAGAACACUUUUUUCCAGGUAGAAACCGAAAAUUUAAGAAAUUCAGUAUUUUGAGUUUUUUAGAAACUCGAAAACUCAAAAAUAUUCCUUAAAUGAGACAGUUUUGAAGCUCCUGCAAGCCUAAUUACACUUUUUUCGCUUUCACUUUUUCCAUAUUUUUCAAAUCAACCAUUUCAGAACAUGGAAUCCGACCCAUCGGCUUCGAAACGGGCGAUCCAGAAGGCGGCCGAGGAGAAGAUGUUCGGCAAGUUCAACGUCAUCUGCGCCAAGGGCGACUUCAGCUACGUCGCCUACACCGACACGUACUGCCAGACCGCCAAUGAUGACGUCACUUGCUACGCUUUCAGACCCAUGUAG